Eutrema salsugineum is the source of this 2818-nucleotide messenger RNA. RefSeq names its product ecotropic viral integration site 5 protein homolog. The record is from RefSeq and is a predicted model, not a curated record. The transcript has 19 exons. Bases 1 to 2649 code for a protein of 882 amino acids. Lineage: Eukaryota; Viridiplantae; Streptophyta; Magnoliopsida; Brassicales; Brassicaceae.
AUGGCGGAGAAACACUUGAUUGUCGUCCACAACUUCCUCAAAGACAGGGACGCCUAUGGAUUUGCCUUGAGACCUCAACACGUUCAGAGAUAUAAAGAAUACCUUAGCAUCUAUACGGAGGAAGAGACAGAGAGGGCAGAGAAAUGGAAAAACUUCCUUGACCGGCUACAAGAUUCUGCUGCACUUAGCUCCUCGGAAGAUGAGUUUCAGGAGGCUGAUGGUCCGGACUCUGGAGAGGAGAGUGCUUCAGAGGAAGUUUCAAGAAACGGUAAACAUGACGAAUGUAAACUUGAUGGUACAAAAGUGCAGCAUCUUGAACAAGAUAGCCCUGAAUCAAUUGGUGAGCUUUCAAAAGAGAGAGGACCAGCCGAGGAGGCGAAGGUUCCUGAAGAGCACAAAUACUUGAGGGAGAAGAGUCUUGGAAGAUACAGCAAACCUGUGAAGGAUGAUGAUGAGGAGCAAUAUGAUGAAUCUGAGAAAGAGAAGGAAUUUUCAGUCAAAAGUGAAAAAUCUGACCAAGAGCGUGAUAAAUCUCAAUCAGUAAAGGAAGCCGUAGAUAAUGUACACCUUCAUCAAAAAAAUGCAACGGAAAACCCUGUGGUUGAAGCAGAUAAAUGUGGAUUGGAACAUGAAAAAGGAUUAAAAGAAACAAAGACCCGUUCGGUUAUAGAAUGGGCUCAUAAUAGUCCUUGUCUUGCGUCCAUAGAGGCCAUGAUGUGCAGUCGUGUUAAGAAGGUAAAGAAUAUGAAAAACAGGAAGAACACUUUGGAAGGGGACCAUGCUUUAUCAAUAAAAAAAUCGCUGCCUUCCAUUGGAGAGUCUGAACAAAAAUCUGGUGAAAAUGACCGUGACAGUGAGACUUCCACGGGUGGAUGUGAUUCAAUUAAGGAAGAAAACGAUGCUCACUGUAGUGAUUCUCCAGAGCCAUUUUUCCCUUGGUAUGAAGAACUUGAGGUACUUGUUCGUUUGGGAGUGCCAAAGGAUCUCAGAGGGGAGGUCUGGCAAGCCUUUGUAGGUGUAAAGGCAAGACGAGUUGAGGGAUACUAUCAGGACUUGUUGGCACAAAUAACUGACUCUGAUGAAACCAAAGAACAUCCUAGCUCAUCUGAAAUACAAAGAAAAUGGAAAAAACAAAUUGAGAAGGAUAUACCUAGGACAUUCCCAGGUCACCCUGCUUUGAAUGAGAAUGGUCGAGAUUCCUUAAGGCGGAUACUCCUAGCUUAUGCUUGUCAUAACCCAUCUGUUGGCUACUGUCAGGCUAUGAACUUCUUUGCUGGAUUGUUGCUUCUGUUGAUGCCAGAGGAAAAUGCAUUUUGGACUUUGGUUGGAAUUAUUGAUGAUUAUUUUGAUGGCUACUAUACAGAAGAGAUGGUAGAAUCUCAGGUUGAUCAACUAGUCUUUGAAGACUUGAUGCGAGAAAGAUUUCCAAAGCUUGUUAAUCAUCUGGAUUACUUGGGAGUGCAGGUAGCAUGGAUAUCUGGACCAUGGUUCCUAUCUAUUUUUGUAAAUAUACUUCCUUGGGAAUGCGUUCUGCGGAUGUGGGAUGUGCUUCUCUUUGAAGGAAACCGUGUAGUGUUAUUCAGAACAGCUUUUGCUUUAAUGGAACUAUAUGGUCCUGCAAUUGCUGCCACACAAGACGCAGGAGAUGCGAUAACUUCACUACAAACACUUGCUAGUUCAACGUUUGAUAGCAGUCAACUUGUUUUGACCGCUUGCAUGGGUUAUUUAUCUACAAAUGAGGCUAGACUGGAAGAGCUUAGGGAAAUACAUAGACCAGCUGUACUAGAGAUUGUUGAGGAAAGGAUACACAAAGGUCGAGUUUGGAAAGACAAAAAGGGAUUGGCUUCUAAGUUAUAUAGCUUUAAACAUGAAGGCUCAAUCCUAGACGAACAAAAGCCUACUCAAAGGAGUGACGGUGAGAAUCCAGAUGACGAUGAAUCUCGUGCUCCCAAUUGUUCCCUGAACCUGGAUGGCUCAAAUGUUGAUUCAGAAUUAGACUCUCUACCAGAUCUUCAAGAGCAGGCGGUAUGGUUGAAGGUUGAACUAUGCAGACUCUUGGAGGAGAAACGAUCAGCUGUAUUAAGAGCUGAGGAGCUAGAGAUUGCUUUGAUGGAGAUGGUUAAAGAAGAUAACAGACUGGAAUUAAGUGCACGGAUUGAAGAACUGGAAAAGGAAGUCAUAGAACUAAAACAAGUGCUUUCUGACAAAAAAGAACAAGAAACAGCUAUGCUUCAGGUCCUGAUGAAAGUAGAGCAAGACCAAAAGCUUACAGAAGAUGCUCGGUUAAGUGCAGAGCAGGAUGCAGCUGCACAAAGAUAUGCAGUACACGUGCUUCAGGAAAAGAAUGAGAAGCUUGUGGCUCAACUCGCUCAAAUGGAGAAGAGAGUAGUUACAGCAGAAACAACGCUAGAAGCUACUCUGCAAUAUGAAUCUGGUCAAAAUAAAGCUCUAUCGUCUCCAAGGUUUGCUCGGACUCAAGGUUCUGCACAGGAGACCCUUAAAAAGAAGACAGGCUUCCUAUCAUUUGGGCUUGGAUGGCGCGAGAGGAACAAGGCAACACAAUCUGAAGAAUCGAAUGGUGAUAACACUAGUAAUGCAACAUCUAAAACCAAAUCCGAAGAUCUUUUAAAUCUGGAGACAAGACGCUAACCGAUAAAGAGUCUUCACUGCAAAACAUUUUGGAUCCUGAUCAGCCUGCUAAAUAUACUUCUUGGGGGAUCGUUAAGAGGCUGAUGCGUUGUCGGAAACUCAUUUUUUGAUGAAGUUACUCUAAGCUUUGUUUCUCAAGGCUUCCAUCUUCAGGAGCUUGAUAUCUGCU